Ziziphus jujuba (common jujube) is the source of this 1713-nucleotide messenger RNA. RefSeq names its product laccase-14. Gene Ontology annotation, biological process: lignin catabolic process. The coding region runs from base 16 to 1713 and encodes 565 amino acids. Gene Ontology annotation, cellular component: apoplast. The record is from RefSeq and is a predicted model, not a curated record. Gene Ontology annotation, molecular function: hydroquinone:oxygen oxidoreductase activity; copper ion binding. NCBI's taxonomy places the organism in Eukaryota, Viridiplantae, Streptophyta, Magnoliopsida, Rosales, Rhamnaceae. The transcript is spliced from 6 exons.
GAUUUUAUUGCUCCUAUGAUCAAGUUUCUAGGACUCUUUGUCUUGUCUGUGUUUCUUGUUGAAUCUGCAAAGGGGAAAACUCAUUACCAUAAGUUCGUUGUGAAGUCAUCAUCUUAUACUCGACUAUGUGCUAGCAAGGACAUAUUGACGGUGAAUGGAAAAUUCCCAGGACCAACAUUGAAAGCACAUAGAGGGGAUAAAAUAGUCAUCAAGGUCUACAACCAAGCCAAUACCAAUAUCACCCUUCACUGGCAUGGAGCUAGACAACCAAGGAAUCCAUGGUCAGAUGGGCCUGAGUACAUCACCCAGUGCCCUAUAAUACCAGGGAAAAUGUACAUUUACAAGAUCGACUUGAAUAGAGAAGAAGGAACUAUAUGGUGGCAUGCACACAGUGGGUGGGCAAGAGCAACAGUUCAUGGAGCCAUUAUAGUUUAUCCAAAUAAGCUUGGAUCUGGCUAUCCUUUCCCAAAACCUUUCUCAGAGAUUCCAAUUAUAUUGGGAGAGUGGUGGAAGAAAGAUGUGAUGGAGAUACCAUCAAAUGCCAAUAAAACAGGAGGAGAACCAAUAUUGUCAGAUGCAUACACCAUAAAUGGGCAACCGGGUUUCCUCUAUCCAUGCUCCAAAAAAGGGACUUUUAGAAUGAAUGUGUUGCAAGGAAAAACCUAUCUUCUUCGGAUAAUCAAUGCAGUAAUGGACGAAAAUUUAUUCUUUGGAAUUGCAAGGCACAAAAUGGUAGUAGUUGGAAAAGAUGGACUCUAUAUAAAACCAAUAGAUACAAAUUAUAUUAUGAUCACUCCUGGGCAAUCCAUGGAUGUUCUGCUUCAAGCAGAUCAACCUCCUUCUCUCUAUUCCAUGGCUGCAGCAGCUUACUCAAGCGCUUUAGGGGCCGGUUUCGAUAAAACAAUGACAACAGCUCUUAUAGAUUAUAGUAUUAAUGCCACAUACUCUUCACCAAAAACUCCAUAUUUGCCAAAUCUACCUCCUCAUAACAGAACAGAAGCGUCAACUGCUUUCACGAAACAAUUUAGAAGCCUGGCAACAAAAGACCACCCAGCCAAAGUACCUCUAGAUGUUGACACUUUCUUGUUCUUCACCAUUUCUGUGAAUCUUCUGAAUUGCAGCAGUGAUGAAAAAUGCACAGGGCCUUUUGGUAAAAGGUUUGCUGCUAGUGUGAACAACAUUAGCUUUGUGACUCCACCUGUGGAUAUACUCCAGGCUUACUACCAUAAAAUCCCAAACGUUUUCAAAAUGGAAUUUCCAAGAAAGCCCCCAGUGGAGUUCAACUACACUGGGGAUAAUCUGCCAGAGAACUUGCUGACACCUUCUUUUGGCACAAGGGUUUUGGUUCUUGAAUACAAUGCUAGUGUGGAGCUGAUUUUGCAGGGCACAAAUGUGUUGGCAAGUGAUAACCAUCCUGUUCAUUUACAUGGAUAUAGCUUUUAUGUUGUUGGGUGGGGUUUUGGUAAUUUCAACCCCAAGGAGGAUCCUUCAAUGUAUAAUCUUGUUGACCCACCUGAGGAGACUACAGUUGGAGUUCCAAAGAAUGGCUGGGUGGCUAUUAGAUUUAAGGCAGAUAAUCCAGGUAUAUGGUUGCUGCAUUGCCAUAUAGAGCGUCAUACCACAUGGGGAAUGAAUAUGGUGUUCCUAGUGAAAGAUGGUGAUGGUCCAACAAGUGGGAUUCUUCCACCACCUCAUGAUUUACCCAAAUGCUAA